Molecule: messenger RNA, 2964 nt
Organism: Ictalurus punctatus (channel catfish)
Lineage: Eukaryota; Metazoa; Chordata; Actinopteri; Siluriformes; Ictaluridae
Gene: kel
Product: Kell metallo-endopeptidase (Kell blood group)
Exons: 18
Coding region: 611-2821 (736 amino acids)
Biological process (GO): protein processing
Cellular component (GO): plasma membrane
Molecular function (GO): metalloendopeptidase activity
Source: RefSeq, a predicted model, not a curated record
AUGUAAUUUCUAGACUUCACAAUUUUUUAAAAACAUUUUCUCUUGUCUAAAUGUUUAAUGGCUGUCUCUUAGACUUUGUGUCUAUUAAAUGUAUGUUGGCAUGUGACAGUCAAACGUGCUCCUUCCCACGCAGUGUGUGACGUGGAGGCACGUCAUAGAUGCGUCUUCUCACCCUAUCGGCCCACUCCAGCCUCUCAGUCCACUGAUAACAGAGUGCUGGCACACGUGCGUGUGUUUGUCUCUUUUAAUGCAGCCUGAGUGACUGACUACAAAUCCUAUAAAAUAACAUUUAUAUUUACUAAAGGCAUCUGAGGUGUUGUUUUCUGUAAAUAAAAAGUUAAUACUUUUUGAAGUCAAAUUCAGAUACUCAAUCUAAGUAAAAUAAACAUGUCUGAAACACACAGGAGGUUUAUACAGACAGCCAGUUAGUAUGACGCAGUGAACGAGGCAUGUACACUGGCUUUUAUCAGAAUGUAAAUGUGGGAGGAGUAAGUGUCAUGAAUGACUGAUCUGAUUGAGGACGAGAUAGAGGGGGGCUCAGAUAUGAGCUGGAUGCUGAUGGAGAAGGAGUUCGAAUGAAAGGCCUUUGAAAACAAAUGAAAAGAACAAGAUGACCCAAAACUCAUCGGCUCAGCAGGAAUGUCUUCAGCUCCCCCAAGAACGGGUUCAGUCUCAGGAAUCACAGUCAUUGGUCAAGAACCAGUGGUUUGGGCUCCUGUUUUUUCAGUUUUGUCUUGCCUCCUGUAUCAUUGGUACAGUCAUGGGGUUGGGGUACUACUUCCUGCAAGAAGACACUCGAAACACUCAAGACCCUCUUCCCUGUCUCUCUCCAGCAUGCAUGAGAGUAGCAGAACGCUUCUCUGCAGUCAUGGAUCCUUUUUCUCGACCCUGUGAUUACUUUCUGUUUAAUUGUAAAGCAGAAAUGUCACCCAAGAGCAGAAGGAGAUACGGAGGCAAGAUCAACUCCCAUAAUGUCACCAGAACAGACGAGAUGAGAAGGAUAGUGCAGAGAGGGUUCGACACUGAAAGUAAAAGAGAUGACAGAUUACCUGACAGACAGACAGCUUUGCUCCUAGCAAUACAAGAGAUUCUGGAGUCUCCCAAUAGGAAUGUUACCAGUGCAGCACAGAAAGCACAGACCUUCUAUAACACCUGCAUGAGGCCUAACACUACAUUGAAUGAGAGCAUAUUUCAUGCCCAAACGCUAAUUCAGCAGCUGGGUGGCUGGCCUGGUUCUGAGCACUGGACUCAGCCUGAGUUGAACUCCACUCUGGCUCUGCUGAUGUCGCAGUACAACACCUUUCCUUUCUUUAACGUGUAUGUGGGCCCUGACCGCAAUGAGAGCCAGAACUACAUACAGAUUGAUCAACCGGACUUUCAGUUCCCUACUGAGUGGAACAACCAGACAAAGAGAACCAAAUUCAACUCGCAGUCUCUGCGUCCAUUCUUCGCAUCCUGUAGGCAGCUUUUGACUCUGUUGAAUGUUUCCUUCAGUAGCAGUACUCAGCAUUGUGGCUUGUAUAUGUCUCUGAGUUCAACUCUAGUUACAAACACUUCACCUCUUUCCUACCGACUCAACCAGAAACUCCUGUACCAUCGAAUCACCAUCCAGGAAUUACAAAAACUGGCCCCUUCUAUUGAUUGGCUCAGCUGUCUCCAGGCUACCUUCCAUCCUCUUCCUGUCAGCAAGUCAGAUUUUGUGUUAUUGCAUAAUCAACCUUAUAUCAUCUACAUGUCACAGAUAAUUAGCCAAUGGAGGCUUAAACACAAGCAGAUAAACAGUCAUCCUCUCCAAACUUUUAUGAUCAUGAAUCUUCUGCAAACACUUAUGCCUGCUCUGCACACCAAAUUCACGCAGACCAUGAAAAACUUCUCUAUUGCAAUUGACAAUGAAAAUGAGGAUGUGCCACGUUGGAGACACUGUGUACUGCAGACGGUGAAAGGUUUUGACACUUUGAUGAGUCAUUUGGUCAAAGACCAUUAUGCUGGUGAAGAGGCUGAAAAGCUGAUCAGUGAUAUAUACUACUCCUUCAAGACCAAAAUAUCCAACAUAAACUGGCAGAAUGAGGACACACGGGAAUUAGUUUUGAAUAAGAUUAAUUCUCACACACCAAGACUCUCCACUAACAAUGACUUCUUCAGUCAGCUGAGACUUGAUGAGCAUUUUGGAGAGGUGAUUAUGAGUGAGAAGAUCUAUUUCUCCAACUACCUACAGAUGCUUCUUCUUCACCAGAGGAUAAGGAGCAGACUGCUCUCUCACACUCCACAUCCCUAUGUUUUGUCUCUCCAUCCAUUUUUCUCUGGUAAUGACAUCAUCAUCCCAGUUGGAAUGUUUGUGCCACCACAGUUUCAUUCCUCAUAUCCCAGAGCUAUCAACUAUGGGAUGUUGGGGACCUUACUUGCAAAAGACCUCCUGCAUCUGCUGUUGCCUGAUAUCUUAUCUCAAUCAGAGAGUGCUGAGGGGGAGAGUGAAUGUGUGUGGUCACACUAUCUCACAGCACAGAAGGGAACUUCCUCUCUCUCUACAUCCCAGAAGCAGGAGGUGUGGGUGCAGUUCUCAGCCCUUCAGGUGGCUCUACUGUCAUAUAAUAAGAGUUUGCGGAGGCAUUCGGGUGACACCACCGUGUCAGGACUCUCUCACAUUCAGCUGUUUCUUGCCUCAUUCAUGCAGGCAACCUGUGACUCUGAGCCAUAUAGCACACUCAUGCCAUUUGAACCCUCCUUCCUGGUGACUGUACUGUGUGCCAACUCUGAGCGCUGUCCCAAACCACUGACCUGUGUGGAUAACAGAUCUCAGGGACAUCUUCCUGAACUGUGCUAGAAGUGUGGGUCUACUGAGGAACAUUAUUCAUAGCUGGGCACUAAAACAAUAAGAUGCUGCUCAGAAAUUUGAUGGAUACAAGGGGCAUCAAUGGAGACCAUGACAAUUACAGCAAACCCAUAAAUGCAUUAGAAUUUUUCACA